Messenger RNA from Cervus elaphus (red deer), 2378 nucleotides. RefSeq names its product syncytin-2-like. The record is from RefSeq and is a predicted model, not a curated record. NCBI's taxonomy places the organism in Eukaryota, Metazoa, Chordata, Mammalia, Artiodactyla, Cervidae.
CACCUUGGCCCAUCCACUGAACAGGAGUUAAGCAGUGAUGAGAGCACAGUACCAACAACAGGUGCAAAAUGCUUUGACCUUGAGGACCCAGCCCCCUGUGACUGCUUCCAAGAAACUUGCCCAGACAACCCCUGCAAGUGUGGCUGACAGCCUUCUCUGCCAUUCACAGAACCCAUUCACAGCCCCGAGUCACAGCUGCACAGGAGACCAUCCUGCUCUGCAGAGAACUCAUCCUCCUUCCAGAACAAGGACCUCCGUCGGAGUCAACUGUAUAACAGUUGUGGAUCUGUUACACACGGAUGAAGUUCACUUCUGACUCAACUACAAAUCUACAGUCCUCAGCAGUUACAGAAAAGACAACCACAAAGCUGCAAAGUCAGUCUGCCUUCCUACAAGUCCACAGUGGGACUUCAGUUAAAAUCAAAGAGGUGUCUGCUGUUUCCUGGAGGGAAAAUUCUCUAAUUAUGUUAUCUCAGAGUAUAGCCACAGGUCAGAAAGUAAGUAAUUGUUGGGUAUGCCAUUUGAUAUCUGAAGACAUCCAGAAAGACUUUGUCCCACUUAUAGUCCCCGUAAUUGAUUUUGGUACUGUGCCAGAACCCAUGACCUACUAUCAUCUUCCUCCUCCAGGCCGCACAUUCAAAGUUAGGUUAAUCAGAUUACAUAAGAAUGCCUCUACCCCUUGUUUCACCUUGUCUGAGAAAAUUUUCAGGGGACCAAGAGUCAGAAUUGGUCCACCGCGGUCUCUUGACUUUCUCCUGAAAAAAUGUGAUGAACAAAACCCCCUGAAAUGUAUGAAUGACAAAUGUGAAAGAGCUAAAAGUGACACUAAUUCAUGCCAGAGAGUCAGAAAAGUUAAAUAUAAUGUAACGAGAAUCUGGAAGGCUUGCACUGGUAGUGAUCCCUGGCUAGAGAACGUACUGUCCGUGCUUCCCCAAAAAGAAAGUAUCAAUUUCACUACCCUGGGAGGUAUAACGUGUGCCCCGGCAGGAUAUUACUUUGUCUGUGGCACAGGAAAUACCCCAAGAAGUGAAGGGAGGGCAUAUCGCUGCUUAGACAGCUGGGAAAUACAAGGGUCCUGCCUACUGGGAUAUGUAAAGAUGCCUUUGUCCUUGUAUAGCCUGGAGAACAUCUCUUUGCUCGCUAAACCAAACACCUAUAAUAAAAGAAUGAUAUUGGCAGUAUAUGAGAAGAAUAUAGGACAAAGCUCUUUUGGCAACCUCACACCAACUGCCAGAGUUUAUGUCAAUAGAGAUACAAUUCAUAACCUAUCUGCCACAAUUGGACAAAUUGCUGAAGACACAGAUAAAAGUACUGUAGCCCAACACAUAUCUUUGAACUCAUUGACUCGAGUGUUCCCGGGCAAUAGAAUAGUCCAUGAUUUCUUAUUAGCAGAACAAGGAGGAGUGUGUGUAAUGGUUAAUAAUACAUGCUGCACAUACAUCAAUACCUCUGGAGAAGUUGAAACCCGAGUAAACAAAAUACUUCAAAAGGCUACCUGGUUAUAGGAUGUACAUAAAAAGGAUGCACAUCAGGACUUAUUUCAGAACACAUCUGAAAUAGGGGGACUUUUUUGAGUACUGUUACAAGGCUCUAUUUGAUCAUCAUCUUCUCUCUAAUGUGUUUCUUAAUUUUCAACUGUUUGUUCAGAUGCUAUGACAAAGUGGUCAAAGAGAGAAAUCAUGUUUUCAUAAUUCAAAGUAUGAUGCUAGACUUGGGACUCAAGAAUUCUUUGAAAAGAAGAUUCAAGACUUUUGCUCCUCUAAUUCUGAAGAAUUAACAUCGCCCCUGUUCAGCAGGAAGUAGCCAGAGCGGUCGUCGCCCCUGUUCCCCUCAGGAUGAGGAGUAUCAAAGUGCAGAGGGACCUGAAAUUGAGCAGGACCCUGCAGGGUCUUCCUGGAUACAAUCUCCUAUUGUCCCCACUUCUUGUUUGUAGAAAAAGAUUGAGAUUUUUAGGUCUUCACAGAGUUCCUAAGAGCAGACUCAAGCAGUUAAUAAUUACAGAAGUGAGGAAAUACAGGAACAAAGGAAAAGCAAUCAAGAAAUAAAUGUUUAGUCAUAAAACAGAGUCACAGGAUUCCUAGAUCCUUUUCAAGGGAUAUAGAUAAUAAACUAAUGCAACAUAUCUUUGAGUUGUUUUUCAGAAACCAGGAUCUCAUGAUGAAACCCAGUGACCACAGCCAAACAAGUUCGAACCAGAAGAACGAUGAUCAAGAUGCCAGACAUCACUUUGUUGAUUAAAACCCCAUCAAUCAGAAUAUUCCAUGAGAUAAUCACACACUUAAGAUCCUUACCCUUAUCUUUAAUAUAAAAAUCUCCUGUCUGAAAGUCACUGGGGAGUUCAGGUCCUUUAAACAUUUACUGCCCAUUCUCCUUGCUUG